AUUGUGAAUUUGAGCAUAGCCUGUUUGCAAGGUGAUUUUUGUGGAUUUCUCUUCUCCAAUAUUCUCUUUACAAUUUGUUUUACUUUUACUUCAACCUCGUUUUGACAAAAAAUCGAAAGUUAAACAUAUGUCAAUUAAUAUAUCUCUGUUUAAAAGAUGGAAAAAUGUCUUGAUUUAUGUUAGAACUUAUGCUGAACUUAUUAGACCAGCUCAGUUUGAGAUAGAAAAAGGAUAAUCAAUAUUUCAUUCAAAUUUAAUCUGUCCCAAUUGAUUGAAAUUCAAGCUAAAAGUAAUUCACCAGGGCCGUUUAAAAAUAUUAUUUGUGGCAAAAUUUACAUAAAUUAUGCAGUCAGAAUGACGACGCUAUUCUCUUAGAUAAUAAUAAAUAUUCUUUUAGUAAGAAGUAAAUGAAAUGAAUAUAUCCUCUUUUUACUUCUGAAUCUGUCAUUCUGAGCUAAACUUGAAAACAGGGCUGAUUUUCUAGACUAUCAAUUACUUUCUCGCAUCAGUGAAAAGGACAGUAGCUUGGGUGUGGCAUAGAGCGCUGUCAUAUCCAUGCAAAGUGCUGCACGUACACACACACACACACACACACAGCAUUGAGCUUGGGGAAUGGGUGUUGUUUGUACGCAGACCUUUGAAAAAGCUCAUAAGCUGGAGAACAGUUAGCAGUGAAGGAGUACCGCCCAUUUUUCUCUCUCUCCGUUUUGGUUUCACCGCCACAGAAAAAGGAAUACUUUGGGCUUAAAAUCUUUGCUUCGUUUGAGCAGGAUUUGUUAUUUGAGGAUAAGCAAUUGCUUUGGGAAAAGGUGGGAUUGAGUUUGGAAUCAUCUGUUUCAUCUAGUUUAUCAAUAAUCACUUCAGAAUGGCUUUAGAAGGCUGCGCCAGGAUCGUUAAGAUCCUUAUGUUUAUCUUCAACUUUAUCUUCUUUGUCGCUGGUAUCGUUGUGCUCGCUGUCGGUAUCUACGUCAACGUCGUCGACGGAGACUUCGCUCAGAUCCUCCCCAGCUUACCGUACCUCAGCGCAGGCAAUCUCCUGAUCGCAUGCGGUGUCAUCGUCCUCGUCGUUGGGUUCCUCGGAUGCUGCGGUGCCAUCAAGGAAAGCCCAUGCAUGCUUCUCAUCUUCUUCUUCUUGCUCCUACUCAUCCUCAUCCUGGAAAUCGCUGCUGGUGCCCUUGCCUUCACAUACAGGAACAGGGUUGAAGAGUUUGUCAUCAAGGAUCUUACCGCUGGACUCUCACAGUACAACAAGUCUCAGUCACUUACCAAGGCAUGGGAUAUCCUUCAGUCAGAUCUGAAAUGUUGCGGUGUCAACGGAUCCUCAGACUGGUUGACUUCCAACGCCACGCUGACAGGAAGAUAUCCAGACUCGUGUUGUAAGGAUGGGUUCGAAGAGAACUGUGCAACAAUGACUGGUGCUAUGCCAUGGGAUGUGGGUUGCCAAGGAAAACUCACGAUGAAGCUCCGCGAUAACAUCUACAUUGUUGGUGCCAUUGGAAUUGCAUUCGGUCUUAUUCAGAUCCUCGGUCUGGUGUUCUCCAUGUGCCUCUACUGCUCCAUAAGAGACGGAACUAAGGCAUAAGAUGGGGUACCGGUCUUUAGUAUAUUUAAAUGGUUACAUCAAUUAUGCAUGAUUUGUAAUUAACUUAAUAAAUUCAGUGUCACAAAAUAAUGUAAGGGACAGAGGGGUUUUUGUUACAAUUUUUCCAUGAGUGGUUCCAAUAUUUUCUCAAGAUAUAAUAUUUAAGUUAUUGAAAGCUGGGAGAUUUUCUUUUAAAUUGUGUACAUGUUAAUUUUGAUUUUCAAUGAAUGUUGAACUUUGUUGCUGUGAUUUUUACGAUUUGAAUGCGAUGAAUGUCAUAUGCCUAGCAUGCUACUGCCAUAAGGUGAUCACGUGAUCACCAUGGGGUGAACAUGUGAUUGCCAUUCGGUGAUCAUGUGAUCGCCAUGGGGAUCAUAUGAUCAUCAUAUGGUGACCAUGUGAUCGUUGUCUGAAAGUCAUGUCAAGGGCAUACCAGUAGCAUUCCAUUGUAUACAUUCACCAUUGUGACAUUUCACCUGUGACGUUUCACCUUUGACCUAGUUACCUUAACUAGGAUAUAGUGAACUCUUGAAAAACUGCCUUUUCUAAAAUGUUAACUUUAUCUUCUUUCAAUUUAUUCUUCUACCAACAAUCUAUUUUUUCAUACUGAAUUUUUCGUCUUCCUUCUAGAAGCAAACUACUUCUUUUUUUUACCUCACAUCAUUGCUGGGUCGAACAAAAGGCAAUAUUAUUUUGUAGAUUUUAAUUCUCGAAUUGAUAUCGAAAACAAUUUAUCCUUUUUAUACAAAAAAAUUGUCACAUUUUUUCUUACCACGAUUGCAAAGUUGUUGGGCAGUCUAAUUAAAUGAUUAAACAAUGUUAACGAAACUCUGAAGAGAGAUAAACAAAAGUGACACAAUUAAUUUGGUAUUUGGCAAAAACAUAUUUUCAUAAGAGAAGAUAAUUGCAGUAGGUAUGCUGGAGCUAAACAUUGUAAAUAUUUACAAAUUUGUUAUUUGGGGAUGAAUGUGAAGCUACUUCACUUUUUUUCAGAAUUGUACUUAACAACCGGCUUGAAAUAUUCACCAAUAUUUCCAGUGUAUGCAAAGAUACUUUCUCAGAGUUUCCCCCCUUUUCUUCCUGUAUUGAAUAGAUUCACAACGACUCACUCUACUUUUUAGCCUGAAAAUGCAAUGAAACGAGGCUGAUAUUUUAGAAUACUUUCAGGGAUCGGACUAAAACUUGCCUUUUGGUAGUUUCUUGUAGACGGGUUAGAGAAUUAGACUCUUUCAACAUUUAAAAGCUGACUACCGUACACAGAUUUUUAAGAGGCUGUAUUUUUUGUAUAAAUUUUAUUGACUAUGCUGAAUGUAUCAUUGUGGUGAAGGUAGAAUUUAGUCGUCUUUUAUGUAUAGUUGCCAAUUUGAGUAUCACACCAUGUUUUAGUACAAUGAUCAGUGUAGAAAAAUAUAAUGAUGUUAUUCUAUACGGACUUGUUCAUAUAUGAUUGAUUCAUGCUAAUGACGGUAAUAGCGGAAAAAGUAAAACUUUUCCUGAGAUAUUUUUACUAGAGGUAUGAAAAUCAUGCAAUUUUUUGCGGAAUGACUUCAAUUUCAGUCUUUCUCCUGGGUAAUUUUUACACUUUUUUCACAGCUUUUUAAUUUGUAAUGAAUGUUUGAUACGAGAGCAUUGGUUUUCAUGAUUAUGUAUGUAGUGACACAGGAUAGCAUACAAGUUAUGUAAUUAUGUAGAACAUACUCUUUUGCAUGGUGAUCUUGCUAGUUUUAAUAUGUCUGUUUUUAGGGAGAUAUGGUGUUUUAUGAAAUUUAUUUCUUCUUUCUGUAUUAAAAUUCAUCUUGUAGAGAAAAAAAAA
This is a messenger RNA of Lytechinus pictus (painted urchin), 3395 nucleotides long. Its product is annotated as tetraspanin-4-like. Bases 866 to 1582 code for a protein of 238 amino acids. The transcript is spliced from 7 exons. Lineage: Eukaryota; Metazoa; Echinodermata; Echinoidea; Temnopleuroida; Toxopneustidae. The record is from RefSeq and is a predicted model, not a curated record. Gene Ontology annotation, cellular component: plasma membrane.